UGAGACCAUAUCCCCUGAUCUAUAGCCAUUCCUCCUGGUGUCCUCUCGCUCUCACAGGACAAGACAAUGCGUGUCCCUCUCACAGGACAGCCGUGAAUCUGCUGUCAAACAACUUCCACAGGAUCUCAACUCUCAGACUGGACGUUAAAGACUGUGAGAAAGACUGUGAAGCGUGUCAGUGAGUCGUCGUCAUGUCUGCGCUCAAACUCCUCUGCUGUUUUCUGUUAAUGUUUCACUUCAGUGAGGCCAAGAAAAUCAGAGGAAACGCCGCAGUGGACUCACGUCAGAGGAGAGUGGUGAGGCUGAACUCGCCGCACGUCAGCAGCUCAGUGUUCAGGAUGUUUUUAGGAGGCGAGGACACCUGCACCCUGGACCCUCUGCAGCUGCACACGUUCACCUCCUGCGGCUUCAACAGCAGUAAUCCCCUCAUCAUCAUCACUCACGGGUGGUCGGUGGACGGGAUGCUGGAGAGCUGGGUGCUCAGGAUGGCGUCCGCUCUGAAGACAAACCUGAUCCAUGUGAACGUGGUGCUGACAGACUGGUUAAGCCUGGCUCAGCAGCACUACCCCAUGGCCGCACACAGCACCCGCACUGUGGGCAGAGACAUCGCACACCUGCUGCAGUCACUUCAGGAGAAGCUGCAGUUCUCAGCAUCAAAGGUUCAUCUGAUCGGCUACAGCUUGGGAGCUCAUAUUUCUGGAUUUGCUGGAAGUUUUCUGGAAGGUCCAGAAAAGAUUGGGAGAAUUACAGGUCUUGAUCCGGCGGGGCCACUCUUUGAAGGCAUGUCUCCCUCAGACCGACUUUCUCCUGACGACGCCGAGUUUGUGGACGCCAUCCACACGUUCACCCACGAGCGGAUGGGCCUCAGUGUGGGCAUCAAACAAACGGUGGCACAUUAUGACUUUUACCCCAACGGAGGAGACUUCCAGCCCGGAUGUGACCUGCACAACAUCUACGAGCACAUUGCUCAGUACGGGCUCCUCGGUUUCGAGCAGACAGUGAAGUGCGCUCACGAGAGAUCCGUCCAUCUGUUCAUGGACUCUCUGCUGAACAAAGACAAGCAGAUCAAGGCCUACAGCUGCAGCGACAACAGCGUCUUUGACAAAGGAGUGUGUCUGGACUGUCGCAGGAAUCGCUGCAACACGCUGGGCUACAACAUCAAGAAGGUUCGUGGUGGAAGAAGCAAGAGGCUCUACCUGAAAACACGCUCGCGGAUGCCUUACAAACUCUAUCAUUACCAGCUGAGGAUCCAGUUUGUCAACCACAUGGAGGGGAUUGAGCCCACACUCACCAUCUCCCUCACUGGAACCAGGGAGGAGAGUGGAAACCUCCGCAUCUCCUUCAAAGAGAAGAUCUUAGCAAACAGGACGCACACCUUCCUCAUCACCCUGGACAGAGACUUGGGGGAUCUGAUGCUGCUGAGGUUCCACUGGGAGCAGGAGGCUCUGUGGAAGAACAUGUGGACGCGCGUGCAGACCCUGAUGUCCUGGAGCAACCGCGACAGAAAACCACUGCUGACCGUCGGCAAGAUCAGCAUCAAAGCAGGAGAGACACAGGAGAGGACGUCUUUCUGUGCGAGGACAGAUGACGGACAGCACGUGGAGGUUUCACAGGAUACAGUGUACGUGCGCUGUGGAGAGGAAACACGGCGAGAGCGCACAAGAAAACACUGAACACACGUGACCUCAGUGUCUCUGCUGAAGACGUGCUCAGAGUUCAGGCUCGAAAACAACACACACACACACACACACAUCAGUGAUGAUGAUGUUAAAGAAUAAAUGAAGUUUUGAAAUUG
Messenger RNA from Solea senegalensis (Senegalese sole), 1795 nucleotides. It is a transcript of the gene lipca, whose product is annotated as lipase, hepatic a. Gene Ontology annotation, biological process: lipid metabolic process. The record is from RefSeq and is a predicted model, not a curated record. Bases 192 to 1673 code for a protein of 493 amino acids. NCBI's taxonomy places the organism in Eukaryota, Metazoa, Chordata, Actinopteri, Pleuronectiformes, Soleidae. The transcript has 9 exons. Gene Ontology annotation, molecular function: apolipoprotein binding; triacylglycerol lipase activity.